This is a messenger RNA of Daucus carota subsp. sativus, 2066 nucleotides long. RefSeq lists its product as uncharacterized. The transcript has 10 exons. Lineage: Eukaryota; Viridiplantae; Streptophyta; Magnoliopsida; Apiales; Apiaceae. The coding region runs from base 246 to 2066 and encodes 606 amino acids. The record is from RefSeq and is a predicted model, not a curated record.
UAUGUGAGUCGUGUUGUAAACAAGGAAACCACCAGAGUGCCGCUGAAGACUCCAGCUUAUUACGGUUGGUCUGACAUGCUUUUGAAAGAGAGGCAGAACUAUGAGUUGAAGAAUAGUUGCUUUGGAUACGGCGAAAUAUUGGAGGUAUCUACAUAAGCUAGGUAAUUAUUAGAGGUGUAAAAGUGAUAAUUUUUAUUCUUGUGUAACAGAUAUCAGAUGACAAGAUCGGGGGAAAUGAAAAUGUAAUGAAAUCUCUGAGGGAUAAAAAUCGUGAACAAAUGCUGUUUGGAGAAAAAUGUCAGCAAAAACAAGAUGUUGCAGAGAGGAAGGAACUAAAGUUGCAGGACAAGUUGUGCCAAAGUGACCAACUGCUUCAGGACAAUGUAGACGGUCACGUACGGAUGGAGUUGGACAACAUCGAAGUUGAUGUGAAUGAUGAUAUAGUGCCAGACAGUGAGGAUAUAGUAAUUGAUGAGGCCGGGGUGAGCGCAGAUUCUACUAUGAAAAGUAAUCAGCAGGAUCAAAAAAUUUUGAAAAGUUUGGUGCAGGACAAAUGUUAUUCAAUCCCAAAUGAAGAGGCGGGGCUAACUGAGAUUGCUCUUGGAGAAGCAGCAAACAGGGACAACACGAAGGUAUCUAAAGUUGACCCUGUUAUUGAACGCGGGACCCAAAUUCGAGUUGGAGAGGAAAUCGAUAGACACUUUGCAGAGGAGCCAUAUGUCGAGGGAUUUUUGAGUAGCCUUAACCAGUUGGACGUCUUGUACAAAAAGUGUUUAACUGAGUGUGUUACCACAUUUGCUCUCUAUCCGGAUAAUAAAAGACUUGCAAAUGCGAAAGAGGAGUUCCCUUUCUUUUUCAAAUUAUUUGAGGAAACAAGCCCAAUGACUAAAGGUUUGUGCUCUGCUAGUGAAACACGCAAGAAAGCUGUUGAGACAGAAGAAGACAACGCAGAAUUUGUGCCGAGCUUCUCUCUGGGAUUGUCACAAAUGCCUCUGAAAAACCUUGACAUUGAAAUGGAGGGAAUGUUGCCUGGGAACUUAAAAAUACAGAUGGAUAAGGAUGAAGGCAAAAAUGGGAAUACACACGUAGAAGGUGAUACUGAUCGAAAGGAAAUGGUAAAAGGCAAGAGUGUGGAAUGUAUUACUGAAAGGCCGAGGCGCGGGUUUGUUCCAGCACAAGUGUGUAGGUCUCCUUUUGUUACAAGAGUGGUUGAUGUUAACGCCCACAAGAUUGGUGCUGAUGAGAAAGAUGCAUGGGACUGGGUUAUGCAAAACAAGCGCAAUAAAGAGGAAUAUUUAUUUGAAUGGAAUGGGCGUUACUGCACAAAGGCUCAUUUCCAGUCACUGCAUGACAGUAAAAUGGUAGAGACGACCUUAAUUGACACUUGGAGCUACAUCCUUAAUGAGAAUGAGAUACUAAGAUCAGAGAAUUCUCCACUGAGAUUAUUUUUGACCACUGAAACUACGUAUGGUCCGUUGCAGUUACAGUAUGACCCCUUGAGCAGAUAUUGCGCUUUCGAUGAUCAUGUAGAUUUGGCGCUUGCAAUGGCUAAUGAAGUGCACAACAAGCAGUACGACGUCAAUGACUUCGAUUUGUUUGUAUUCCCAAUUUAUACUGGGGCGCAUCACUAUUUAAUAGCAUAUGACUUGAGAAAACCUCGGUGUGAAAUAUUGGACAAUCGAGUUCAGACAGCAUCUAUUGAGGAAACUUAUGGUGAUCUUCCAGAGAAAUUGCAUGAUUGCUUUUGCCAAUUCUUGUCAUGCUAUGACUUGCCAAAAUACCCUCAAAUACAAAAAUUAGUGCCGGUUGUAGUAUCUACUGCAUGGCAAACUUCAGAAAAUCAUAAGGAUUGUGGGAUUUUCGCUAUGCGCCAUAUGGAAACCUAUAUGGGAAAUUCUUUUUUGUGGAGGAGUGGAUUGCGAACAGAAAAGGACAACCAGAAGUCUGUUCUGAACAAACUUCGAUACAUAUAUUGCCACCGGUUGUUGACGUGGUCUCGCAAUCGAAGAAGGAAUCUUGCAAUCAAAGGCAUGAACAAGAUUUCAAAACUAAGAAGGAAUAACUAG